AUGGAUCAGAUCAGUGAUACCGGGUCCAGCUACCCAUUGACGCUGCCUAACGCAGAUAUCUUCGCAGAAUCUAUGAUAAAACUCGGCAUUCACAUGGAAGACAUACUCGUUGUUUACGAUACGUAUGAGACAGGUCUCUAUUUUUCUCCACGAGUUGCAUGGACUUGCCUUCAUUUCCGCCACCAGAGGAUUCAUGUGUUGAACAAUUUUCCGGGUUAUGUGGACGCGGGAUUUCCAAUUUCUACUGGGAAAUUUUCCAUUAAUUCUGAAUCUGUCCCUCAGGUCAAGUAUCCUCAGCCACUCCCUGAUCCACGGAAAGUCAUCUCGUUCACCGAACUACGUGACCUUCUCACAGCCAAGGAGAAAUAUCAGAUUAUAGAUGUCCGGAUCCCUGAUAAAUUUUCUCAGGAUGGACAUAUGCCAACCGCAUUGAACAUUCCAUUGGCUUCCAUUUUGAGCUCGGAUAAGCUUCUCCUGCCAGCGACGGAGCUAAAGACCAUGUUCACCAAUGCCGGCGUGCAGGAAAAUCUGCCGGCUGUGUUGACAUGUAACUCCGGUGUUACUGCUGCAGCACUCGACUUAGCGUUAGGCGUGAGUGGCUUCCGAAUGGAAAGGAGGCUAUAUGAUGGAAGCUGGAUGGAAUGGCAAGACAGAGUGGAUGCGGAUGGCCUCAUUGUUAUUGACUGA
Messenger RNA from Penicillium antarcticum, 687 nucleotides. RefSeq names its product sulfurtransferase. NCBI's taxonomy places the organism in Eukaryota, Fungi, Ascomycota, Eurotiomycetes, Eurotiales, Aspergillaceae. Gene Ontology annotation, molecular function: thiosulfate-cyanide sulfurtransferase activity. The transcript has a single exon. Gene Ontology annotation, biological process: transsulfuration. The coding region runs from base 1 to 687 and encodes 228 amino acids. Gene Ontology annotation, cellular component: mitochondrion. The record is from RefSeq and is a predicted model, not a curated record.